Molecule: messenger RNA, 3607 nt
Organism: Daldinia vernicosa
Lineage: Eukaryota; Fungi; Ascomycota; Sordariomycetes; Xylariales; Hypoxylaceae
Product: plasma-membrane proton-e
Exons: 7
Coding region: 274-3420 (1048 amino acids)
Biological process (GO): proton export across plasma membrane; regulation of intracellular pH
Cellular component (GO): plasma membrane
Molecular function (GO): ATP hydrolysis activity; P-type proton-exporting transporter activity; ATP binding
Source: RefSeq, a predicted model, not a curated record
UGAAAGUCUAUCUGCAUUUGCCAAGUAGCUAGUAGGGAACUUGACUUACAUUACAGUUGGAUCCGUUGAAUCUUGCGGCUCUAGCUGAUGGUGUGGGUGUGAAACGGUGAAUAACUCGGCGUGUUUUUGCUGCGGGAUUCUCCUCGAGCGCUGAUAUACGGGGUAACCCAGUCGUCUCCGUUCCUGACUUGAGAUAUCUGCCAGGCACAACCCGCUGAAAAGGAGGUAUAAGAGCACACGCGGUUCUAGAGUAACGUGCUUAGAUCGCGCGCUAUGGAUUUCCUGGGCCAGCAGAGACAACCUGGCGGGCCUGCUGAUGACGAUGUCGAGGCUCAGGGGGCUCGUCACUCAAAUGGAGCCGAUUAUUCGAGCGGACAGCAAAGCGGCGAGCGUUCCGUUUCGGCUGCGCAAACUGGCAACGAGCACAUCAAGUUUGGGGAUGCUCGCCUGGACGCGCCGGCAAAAAGCUCCGACUUGAACGAAUAUGAAGCGCUUGACCGGUUCAUCACGAACUUCGAUGCGGAGCGCCGGGCUAGCCUCUCAACAAGUGCGAAGGGCGGGCCGCGCAAGAAGCCAAAAUGGUGGCAGUUCUGGAAAUCUCGCGAGGGCGAACCAGAGGCCGGGUCUGAGCAUACCGACAGUGGCAAGCCGCCUGAUUCAUGGCUCGAUACAGACAUCCACACCGGUCUAACUACCGAGGAGGUGGAGGAGCGCCGGAGACGAUACGGCUGGAACGAGCUGACGGCUGAAAAGGAAAAUAUGUUCGCCAAGUUUCUCGGUUAUUUCCGAGGACCCAUCCUUUAUGUUAUGGAACUCGCGGCUUUACUGGCCGUCGGCCUUGGCGACUGGAUUGACUUUGGUGUCAUCAUCGGCAUCCUCUGCCUUAACGCCUUUGUCGGCUUCUAUCAGGAAAAACAAGCAGCUGACGUGGUGGCGAGCUUGAAGGGCGACAUUGCUAUGAAAGCGACUGUUGUACGCAACGGCAAGGAAGAGCAAAUUCUAGCGAGAGAAUUGGUCCCAGGUGAUAUUAUAAUCAUACAAGAAGGGCAAACCGUCCCAGCAGAUUGUCGGUUAAUUUGCGACUACAACAGGCCUCAGGACUUCGAGCGGUUCAAAGAACUGAGGAACGAAGACAAGUUUAGCGAGGAGGAAGAAGCUAAGAACAACAAGAACAAAGACCAAGAGAAUAAUAAUAUCGAAGACGACGACGAACAACAGUUUAUUCACUACGGCGACCCUCUCGUCGCCUGCGAUCAGUCCGCCAUCACCGGUGAAUCCCUCGCCGUGGACAAAUACAUGGGCGAUAUCCUGUACUACACGACCGGCUGCAAGCGAGGAAAGGCAUAUGCUAUCGUGACCACUACUGCCAAGCACUCCUUCGUCGGGCGGACCGCAGCUCUAGUCCAAGGAGCCAAAGACCAAGGCCAUUUCAAAGCUGUCAUGGAUAGCAUUGGAACGUCGUUAUUAGUACUUGUUAUGUUCUGGAUUCUCGUCGCCUGGAUCGGGGGCUUCUUCCACCACCUUCGCAUCGCUACGCCAGACGUCCAGAACCUCCUGCAUUACACGUUGGUGCUGCUGAUCAUUGGAGUUCCCGUCGGUCUUCCCGUGGUCACGACGACGACGCUUGCAGUGGGUGCGGCCUAUCUAGCGAAGCAAAAGGCCAUCGUCCAGAAGCUAACGGCGAUCGAAUCUUUAGCAGGCGUCAACGUGCUCUGCUCAGACAAGACCGGCACCCUGACGGCUAACAAGCUCAGUAUCCGCGAGCCGUUCGUCGCCGAAGGACAAGACGUGAACUGGAUGAUGGCCGUCGCAGCACUAGCGAGCUCGCACAACAUCGCCUCGCUCGACCCCAUAGACAAGGUAACAAUCACGACGCUCAAGCGCUAUCCCAAAGCCCGCGAGAUCCUGCGCCAAGGCUGGGUAACAGAGAAGUUCACGCCCUUCGACCCGGUCUCCAAGCGCAUCACCACCGAGUGCCGCCUAGGCAACGACAAAUACAUCUUCGCCAAAGGAGCGCCGCGCGCCAUCGUCGACCUCGCCGACGUCAGCGACGAAGUGCGCGCCAUGUACAACCAAAAGGCGCGAGAGUUCGCCCUGCGGGGGUUCCGGUCGCUCGGCGUAGCGUACAAGAAGAACGACGAGCCCUGGGUCCUGCUCGGGCUGCUAUCCAUGUUCGACCCGCCGCGCGAGGACACGGCGCAGACGAUCGUCGAGGCGGCGCACCUGGGCGUGCCGGUCAAGAUGCUGACGGGCGACGCCAUUGCGAUCGCGAAGGAGACGUGCAAGAUGCUGGGGCUGGGCACCAAGGUGUAUAAUUCCGAGAAGCUUAUACAUAGCGGCUUGACGGGGGCUGUCCAGCAUGAUCUCGUGCAGCGCGCUGAUGGGUUCGCGGAGGUUUUCCCGGAGCACAAGUAUCAGGUUGUUGAGAUGUUGCAGCAGCGUGGCUCGCUAACGGCGAUGACGGGUGAUGGUGUGAAUGAUGCGCCAUCCUUGAAGAAGGCUGAUUGUGGAAUUGCCGUUGAGGGAGCAUCCGAGGCUGCUCAGGCGGCGGCUGAUAUCGUCUUCCUGGCUCCAGGCCUCAGUACCAUCAUCCUGUCGAUCAAGACUUCUCGCCAAAUCUUCCAAAGGAUGAAAGCAUACGUACAAUACCGCAUCGCACUAUGUCUCCACCUCGAGAUAUACCUAACGACGUCAAUGGUCAUCAUAAACGAGACCAUCCGCCCGGAUCUCAUCGUGUUUAUCGCGCUCUUCGCCGAUCUGGCCACCGUCGCCGUCGCAUACGACAACGCGCACGUGGAGCCGCGCCCCGUAGAAUGGCAGCUGAAGAAGAUCUGGGUCAUCAGCGUCAUCCUCGGAUCCCUGCUGGCCGCCGGCACUUGGAUUAUGCGAGGCACCAUGUUCCUGACCAGCGGGGGCGUGGUGCAGAACUUCGGCUCGAUACAGGAGGUUCUAUUCCUAGAAGUCGCACUGACCGAGAAUUGGCUCAUCUUCGUGACUCGCGGUGGCCAGACCUGGCCCUCGUGGCAGCUCGUCGGCGCCGUCCUAGGCGUCGAUGCUAUCGCCACUAUCUUCGCCCUCUUCGGCUGGCUGUCGGGUAGCGGUGGCGGCGUCAUGGAGACCACACCGCAUACCUCCUUCGUCAACUCGCCCAACGGCUGGACCGACAUCGUGACCGUCGUCGUAGUUUGGGCAUACUCCAUCGGCGUGAUUAUAUUUAUCGCCAUCGUAUACCUCGCACUCAACAGCUUCUCGUGGAUCAACAACCUCGGGCGCACCGACCGCAACAAGAAGGACACGCUGAUCGAGAACAUCAUCGGUCAUAUCAACAAGCUUGCUAUUGAGCACGAGCCGGAUCCAAAGACCGGCCGCGACAAGUACUUCAUCGUGGAGAAAACGGCCGCCGAGGAAGAAGACAUAUGAUCGUGGGUACGUGGCAAUAUAAGCAUGUAUUUUAAUUCUCUCUACUCUCUACAUGUAGUUGAGAGGGGAAGGGGAAGUUUAAGAUGACAUACCAUCCCAGUGUGUAUAUCGUCAUAAUGAAUUAGUAAACAAUACUAUAUAGUAGCUUUAAAGAAGGGAAAGCGGCGCCGCAGAGAAUAAUGCAUAC